This is a messenger RNA of Saccostrea cuccullata (small rock oyster), 432 nucleotides long. Its product is annotated as protein IMPACT homolog. Lineage: Eukaryota; Metazoa; Mollusca; Bivalvia; Ostreida; Ostreidae. The record is from RefSeq and is a predicted model, not a curated record. The transcript has a single exon. Bases 1 to 432 code for a protein of 143 amino acids. Gene Ontology annotation, biological process: regulation of translational initiation. Gene Ontology annotation, cellular component: cytoplasm.
AUGAAGACACCAAACGCCGAGGAAAUUCUACAACUUGACCAGAAAGAACAACAGAAACUAGAGGAAAUUGAAGUUAAACACUUUAACACUCACACAGAAUCAGGAAACCAAAUUAGCGCUGCUGCAGUUGAGGUAGAGACAUAUGCAAAAGUUCGGAACUUCUACAGGAAAAUUUCCAUGGAUCCGGUUUAUGGGCGUGCAAAUCACAAUAUACUUGUAUACCGUUUUAAAGACAAUUCUGGGACUAUACAUGACGGAUAUUGUGACGACGGCGAAUUUGGAGCUGGAAGGAAAAUGCUAAAAAUUCUGCAAGAUGAAAACUUGACAAAUGUAUCAGUUGUGAUAUCGCGCAUGAUGGGAAAACAUCUUGGUCCGAAACGCUUCGACAUAAUAAAGAAAGCGUUAUUUGACGCCCUCAAAGAACUUCGAUAG